This is a messenger RNA of Antrostomus carolinensis (chuck-will's-widow), 2695 nucleotides long. It is a transcript of the gene PPP1CB, whose product is annotated as protein phosphatase 1 catalytic subunit beta. Lineage: Eukaryota; Metazoa; Chordata; Aves; Caprimulgiformes; Caprimulgidae. Gene Ontology annotation, cellular component: cytoplasm; nucleus. Gene Ontology annotation, biological process: circadian regulation of gene expression; regulation of circadian rhythm. Bases 1 to 1023 code for a protein of 340 amino acids. Gene Ontology annotation, molecular function: protein serine/threonine phosphatase activity. The record is from RefSeq and is a predicted model, not a curated record. The transcript has 8 exons.
AUGCAAGUGUUUGAAAAGGUGGAGAUUGUUAGAGCAUUUUUGUACCUCACAAAUUGGAUGUUACCUUUAAUUGUUAAACAUCUCAUUUCAGUACGAGGAUGUCGUCCUGGGAAGAUUGUUCAGAUGACCGAAGCAGAAGUUCGGGGCUUGUGCAUAAAAUCACGGGAAAUAUUUCUUAGCCAGCCUAUUCUCCUGGAACUAGAGGCACCUCUGAAAAUUUGUGGUGAUAUUCAUGGUCAGUAUACAGACUUGCUUCGAUUAUUUGAAUAUGGAGGAUUCCCACCAGAAGCUAAUUAUCUUUUCCUUGGAGAUUAUGUAGACAGAGGCAAACAGUCUCUGGAAACAAUUUGCCUAUUACUGGCAUAUAAAAUCAAGUACCCGGAAAACUUCUUUCUCUUAAGAGGAAAUCAUGAGUGUGCUAGCAUCAACCGGAUCUAUGGAUUCUAUGAUGAAUGCAAGCGGAGAUUUAACAUUAAGCUGUGGAAGACCUUCACAGAUUGUUUUAACUGCCUGCCUAUUGCAGCCAUUGUGGAUGAGAAGAUCUUCUGUUGUCAUGGAGGACUGUCUCCAGAUCUCCAGUCAAUGGAGCAGAUUCGGAGAAUUAUGAGACCUACAGAUGUCCCUGACACAGGCUUGCUGUGUGACCUGCUGUGGUCUGACCCAGACAAAGAUGUACAAGGUUGGGGUGAAAAUGAUCGUGGGGUCUCUUUCACUUUUGGUGCUGAUGUGGUCAGUAAAUUUCUGAAUCGUCAUGAUCUGGAUUUGAUCUGUCGAGCUCACCAGGUGGUUGAAGAUGGAUAUGAAUUCUUUGCUAAACGGCAGUUGGUCACCCUAUUCUCAGCUCCAAAUUAUUGUGGAGAGUUUGACAAUGCAGGGGGCAUGAUGAGUGUGGAUGAAACUCUGAUGUGUUCCUUUCAGAUAUUGAAACCAUCUGAAAAGAAAGCCAAGUACCAGUAUGGUGGACUGAAUUCUGGUCGUCCAGUCACUCCACCUCGCACAGCUAAUCCACCGAAGAAGAGGUGAAGAAAGGAAUAAUGUAGAAACACCAUCAGAUCUGUCAAGGACAAAACUCCAUAUUACAGUAUAUAAUAAGUGUGCACUGUAAAACCAUCCAGCCAUUUGACACCCUUUAUGAUGUCACACGUUUAACUUAAAGAGACGGGUAAAGGAUCUUUAUUAAUUUUUUCUAGUAGAAAGAUGUGCGACACUGUAUUGUAACAAGUAUAGCUCCAAGUUCUAAUAUCCAGCAUAGAGUAAAAAAAAACUAUUAGGAAAAAAAACUAUUGCAACUACAUAUUCACAUUUACCACGGUUUUUAAAGUUGACCAACAUCCCAGUUAAAACUUGAUGUAAUAGUUAAGCCAGAUGAGAGCAUGAUGUUCCAUUUGUGUAAAGUGGUCUUAUUGUUGCUUGAUUGCUUUUACUUUGGUUAUUUUGUAGCUAGAAUGAUGCAAAUAUGGUAUCUAGUCUUACUUCCUGGCUCUCUCUUUGAAAUUGAAAUAAGGAAGGGGCUUUUUAGAACAGCCAUUGAUAUCUUAUCCUCCCCCUAGCCCCCCACCCCAUUGUUCAUAAUAAUGCCGCCCAAAUGUGUGCCCCAUUCUAAUGCAAAGUUUAUCGUAUUGUAGUGAUUAAAAGGCAAACUAAGUCCAAAAUGCCCAGACUGGACAGCUUGACAGCCAACAUAAAUUGGGACAGAAAAAACCUGUCUUGAUUUUCUUUUAACCUAAACUGCCACACCAUGAAUUUGUGCACUACACUGUUUUAAAUUAUUGACAUUACACUGUGCAGUGGCACUUCAUUUAACUUAAAUAGGACAAAAAUGGUGUUGCCUAUUAGUUGGUAACUUGAUUAUGUGGUACCUUGGCUUUAGUUUUAUUAGCAUGAAACACCUUUGGCAUGCUUAGCUUCCAGGUAACUCCCCUACCUGCAUCAAAAUUCAUCUUACAUAGUUCCACAGAACAUGAAGAUCCUUAUUUGCUAAGCCUUUGAAAGCUGACAUUCUUUUUCAUAAGAGGGUGUGUUUAAAUGGAUGUUCAUCAACAGACAAUAGGCUAGCUGAAGGGUGGUGAGCUAAAAGCGCUACAGGAAUGUCCAACAUGAUUAUAAGGCUUAUGUCACGAAAGAUUAUCCUUUGGAUUUUCAUGAUCAAAUUUCACAUACUAUUGUAUAGACUUCUGCUUUGUAGUGUACUAUAGUAGCAAUAAUUUCUGUACAUGAUCAAGAGUUAUGCAGUAUUUCUUUUCAGUUCUCUCCUUUCUUAAAAGAGUUAACAUUGGCAAAGGGCAAGAUACAGAGAGGAUAUAAAAUUUAUAGUAAGAUAAAUGAAAGGCACAGAUUUGUGAUGCUUUAGGAUGCAAUACUUAAGGGAUAUAACUACAAAAGCUUUUAUUGAAUAUUGUCAAAUUUGUAAGAUUCUUUGGGGGAAGGCUUCAGAUUUAUACCAUUCUAAAUGUGCAUCAGUAGAUGUAAAACUCUUGACUUUAGUAUUGUCUUUGAAAAUGUUAAAUUGAGGAUUCUGGUAACUUACGUUUUAUGAACUGGCACAUUAUAUAAUGCAAGAGAUAUAUUGAUUUCUGACACAGUGAGCAAGUUCUUUAAAAUUGAUUUAAGUCUCUUUUCUAAUUCCAUUUUGUUUUAAAUGCAUAUUUUAAAUGUAGGUUUUUUCAUUUAGUAAAAGUUGUCUAAUUCAUUUGAA